This is a messenger RNA of Aspergillus saccharolyticus JOP 1030-1, 352 nucleotides long. RefSeq lists its product as uncharacterized. The record is from RefSeq and is a predicted model, not a curated record. NCBI's taxonomy places the organism in Eukaryota, Fungi, Ascomycota, Eurotiomycetes, Eurotiales, Aspergillaceae. The coding region runs from base 120 to 314 and encodes 64 amino acids. The transcript has a single exon.
AAGCCCUAGUUCUUAUUGUAGGGAUCUCAAUUGGGAUCAUCAAAAGCGUCUCUAGCCAGUACAGAAGAAACGAGUUCUAGAUUUUAUCGCACUCGAAGGUAGUGUAUGUAGGCUCCUUGAUGGUCGGCUUGAAUAGCUGCUUGCUCUGUUGGUGUUGGCUAGUCGUGCCCUUUCUGGGGCUUUCGGGCUGUUUCUCUCUCUUCCUGGAUUAUCUCAGUCUCUGGUCCAGCUUUUCCUCUAUUUCUGCUCAGAUCGAUGCUGUCUCUGUCCGAUCGCUGCAGGAUCAUCUUGGUUUGUUAAGGCUGGGAUUAUGAUAUGGACUGUGCAAAGGAGACAUGCUCAUCGAAAGUGG